This is a messenger RNA of Pediculus humanus corporis (human body louse), 504 nucleotides long. RefSeq names its product N-terminal acetyltransferase complex Ard1 subunit, putative. Gene Ontology annotation, biological process: N-terminal peptidyl-glutamic acid acetylation. Gene Ontology annotation, cellular component: NatA complex. Bases 1 to 504 code for a protein of 167 amino acids. The record is from RefSeq and is a predicted model, not a curated record. The transcript is spliced from 2 exons. Gene Ontology annotation, molecular function: protein-N-terminal-glutamate acetyltransferase activity; protein N-terminal-serine acetyltransferase activity. NCBI's taxonomy places the organism in Eukaryota, Metazoa, Arthropoda, Insecta, Psocodea, Pediculidae.
AUGAAUAUCAGAUGCGCUAGACCUGAAGAUCUGAUGAACAUGCAACAUUGCAAUUUACUAUGCCUUCCAGAAAAUUAUCAAAUGAAAUAUUAUUUUUACCAUGGCUUAUCAUGGCCUCAGUUAUCUUAUGUAGCAGAAGAUGAAAAAGGUCAGAUUGUAGGAUAUGUUUUAGCCAAAAUGGAAGAAGACAGUGAUGAUAAUCCUCAUGGACAUAUAACUUCAUUAGCUGUAAAGAGGUCCCAUAGACGAUUAGGUUUAGCACAAAAACUAAUGGACCAAGCAUCUCAAGCCAUGGUUGAAUGUUUUAAUGCAAAAUAUGUUUCACUUCAUGUUAGAAAAAGUAAUCGUGCUGCUCUUAAUUUGUAUACCAACACCUUACAAUUUAGCAUAUCAGAAAUUGAACCAAAAUACUAUGCAGAUGGAGAGGAUGCUUAUGCAAUGAAAAGGGAUCUUAAAUCAUUUGCAAAAAAAAGUGAAAGUCCGAGUACAGCUGAUAAAACAUAA